UGUCAAGGCGCUAAUUUUGUCACAGCACUUUCAGGAUUAUUUUCUAAACUAAAUGGCUUACAUUGAUGUGUACAAGUUACGUCAAAUUAAGUAGUCAGAAAUGAAUCGUUUGAGAAGAACAUUCAGCUUUCGGAAACGAAAAAAGCAGAAUAAGAGUGAGGCUGGUGAUUCUUCGAAACCACAACAAUGGCUAGACGAUGAAGUGAAAAUCAAGGAGGGAUUCUGUAGUUUUCAAGUCAAGUAUUUAGGGAAUAUUGAAGUUUAUGAAUCACGAGGAAUGCAAGUAUGUGAAGAAGCGAUUAAAGCUCUAAGAAAAUCAAAGAAACCGCAAAAAGCUGUUUUAUCUGUCAGUGGUGAUGCUCUACGCGUUUCAGAUGACGUUAGCCAGCAUCUCAUCGUCGAUCAGACAAUUGAAAAAGUUUCAUUUUGUGCUCCUGAUAGAAAUCACGAGAAAGGAUUCGCAUAUAUAUGUCGCGAUGGAGCUACCCGCCGUUGGAUGUGUCACGCCUUUCUUGCCGUCAAGGAAUCCGGUGAACGGUUGUCUCAUGCUGUCGGGUGUGCUUUCGCUAUAUGUUUGGAGAAGAAACAAAGACGCGAACGAGAUGCUCUUCAGUUGGAGGCUUCAGAUGAUCGUCCAACUUUCGCUCGUGUUGGAUCGUUUCGUCCGGCUACUCUCGCCGAACGGCUACUGGAUCCUCAGUCUACUAUUGUUGUCGACCCAGUGCCAAAACCUAAUAAUAUAUCUUCAACAUCACCUACCACUAUAACUCGGGUGUCUUCACCAGUUAACCAUACUGGAGCUAUCCCACGACCCCAUGCUAGUCCAUCAAUUAUUGAGCGACAAGGGUCGCUAAGAAUAUUUCCAAAAUUACAAGAGAAUAGUCCUUUCAAAAGAGAUCUUUCAUUACGUCUUGAAGGAGUUCCUUCAAAUGUACGCCGUUUGACCGGAAUAAUUCAAAGUGCACCUAUAGCGGAGGAACCAGAUACAGAAUUCGAACCAACAAAACUAGGAGUAUUUGCUAAAAAUAAUGGGCGACCUGAAAAAAACGAAUUAGUUACUGUAUGUUCUACGUCUAAUUGUAGCCCACCCAUAGUAGUGGCCAGUUCAUCUUCGAACCUUUCAAUUAUGAAUGGUCUAACUGCAGUAACUCAAUCAUUUGUACCUAAUAGCCAGUUUACAAGUGAUUUCAAUCUUGAUCCUAGAACAUCACAGGCAUUUAUACCUCCAAUUAUUUCGGAUCCUUUUUCUGCUGCUCCAAUCAAUCCAGCUACAAUACAACGGCACUAUCAGAUGGAAUUGCAACAACAGACAGCCCAACAACAACACCAGCAAAUCACAGGUUCUUCACUACUAGGUUCCAAAGCUCCAACGGCUGUUGUUUCAACUAUCAGUUCUACACCAACUUCACCAUUUUUAGGUGGACCACCAAUUGCUGCUCCAACUGUAUCGACUAAUACUUUUAAUUCUAGUCCAUGGGCAGUCACAUAUCCACAGAUGCAACAAUUUAACAAAUCUAUUAUUCAGUAUAGUUCAAAUUUACCCAGUUCUCCUACUGGUACAGUGAAUUCUCAAACAAAUCUAACUUAUCCUUCCAAUGGUGUUUUAAAAUCAGGUGGUUGUGAAGUUGUUAAAUUAUAGUUGGUGAAUGCUGUUUCAAUUCAUGUUAUUAUUAUCAUUAUUAAUUUUCAUUGUUAUUACCUACUUAUCUUCACUACUCUUUAAUCAUUUAUUUUAUCCCAUUACUUUCGAUAUUUUUCUCUUGUCUCCUUACACUUAUUUCAUUUGUUUCUCUAGGUUCUACAAAUCCAUGGUCAUCAUCAAUAGGAUUGAUUGAUGGAAGAAACGUUAGUAAUGCAAACUGGCAACCUUCAUCACCAUCGUCAUUGCCACCUGCUCUUCUACCUCCAGAACCUGAUUGUCUUUCGGAUCCAUUCGAUUUAGGUUGGGUGGAUAGAGCUACAGCUGGUGUAUCGAAUACAUCAAGUGGACGAGGCAUUAGUAAUCCAUUUCUAAUUGCUAAUGGGGGUGGUGAUGAUAUCCCUAAUUCAAAUGCAUCAUCUGUUCAUUAAUUAGAUCAACCAUAUGAUAAUAAUAAUUGUUGUAUAUAAUAUAUAUAUAUAUUUUUCUAUCAACAAAAAGAGUGGGGAUAGAAAUCUGCCUCGUUAAUGAUCAAUGAUAAUUAGAUUCUUCCUCAUUAUUAUCCCUUGUCUCUCUCACCAACUUUGUUUACUCAAUGCAAAACACUUCAUAACAUUUACGAAAUGUCUAGUUUCAGAUAAUUUACAUUAUAUAACAAAGUGUAAUUUGUUGAAUUCUUAAUUUUGUCAGGGCCAUAAGUGAACAAUAUUGUUUCUAAAAAUAGUAGGUCAGUGCCCAUGUAUUCGCAUUCCUUCUUACAUACACAAGAAAUACUUCUUUUUUCUAGGUGCUGUGUUGAUUAUUUUCUCCAUUAUAAAUUAAAACAGCAUAUGACAAUGAUAACAAUAAAGGGUGAUGGAUGCAGAUUACUAUUAAAUUUUGUUUUCUUCAAUAAAAGUUUCAACAGUUUUCGAAAAAAGCGAUAGAUUCUUCUUCUGUAGUGAUGCUGUGAUCUUAAUUUUCUUGUUUUCCUUUUGCUCCGAUUUAAGUUUUUAUCCAUCAUGCUUUGUUUUAAGAACUUGAUAACAUUUUCAUAUAGUGUGAGUGUAUUUUACACAAAAUAUCCAUUAUAUGCAUUACUUCUGUUAUUAUCUAUUUUGUUGCGGUCGCAUAUAUUUGUGUAUUUAUCUCAUUUGUUGUCUUUCUAUCCUCCUCUACAACUUGAUCUCCCUACUCGUUGUGCUUAUUUUAUCUUUUAUCAGAGGACUACAUGUGUAUACAUUGCAUGCAUAUUCUUUCUCCUCAUUAUCCUUAUCAUCAUUUAUACGCAUUGACAAGCUGUUUCGUUCUCUAUGUUUUGAUGUUUCUCGCUUUCAUUUCAUUGAAUAGGUUCCGAAUUUUUCUCAACUUUUUUCUCUUUCCCUGUCGACUUAUAUUCAUUUAUCUAUUUACAUUAUUAAUUUAAUACAUGCUUGAAUCUAAUACAGUCUUGUUAUACAACAUAUUGUUUUAUUUUUUAUCGAAAACAAAAGUUAUUGGGUGAAAAUGAUCUCAUAUUAUUGUUAUUAUUAUUAUUACUAUUAUUAUUAUUAUUAUUAUUAUUAUUAUUAUUAUUAUUAUUAUUAUUAUUAUUAUUAUUAUUAUUAUUAUU
Messenger RNA from Schistosoma margrebowiei, 3230 nucleotides. The record is from the annotation of a GenBank genome assembly. Lineage: Eukaryota; Metazoa; Platyhelminthes; Trematoda; Strigeidida; Schistosomatidae.